Messenger RNA from Pestalotiopsis fici W106-1, 450 nucleotides. RefSeq lists its product as uncharacterized. The record is from RefSeq and is a predicted model, not a curated record. Lineage: Eukaryota; Fungi; Ascomycota; Sordariomycetes; Amphisphaeriales; Sporocadaceae. The coding region runs from base 1 to 450 and encodes 149 amino acids. The transcript has 2 exons.
AUGAAUUCCGGACAGCAGUACGACUUGAACAAGCAUCUGUCCCGGUUUCUCGCCAUCCCCUGGUGCGCCAAGCACCUACAGGCGCCGGGGACUGAGGUGAUAUUGCCGCCGGGCCGGACCCCAGAUCAAGGCGGGGAAGAGGAGCUCUGGGCCCGGACGCUCAACACGCCAGAGACGUUUCCAGCCUUUAUCGCAUUCUACCGCCGGCCUGCGGCAGACCGCGGCCAACAAGAUGGCAUCGCAAAGGUGGACAGAGUCGACGGUCUGGCCGCCGUGGGCCGGGGACUCGCGGGGUUUCCAGCAAUGAUGCAUGGCGGCAUCGUGGCGACGCUCCUCGAUGGCAUUGCCGGGCUGGUCCCGGGCGUCAAUCAGCAAGUCGGCGUGUUUCCCGAUACUCGUCCCGGGUAUUUUGAUGCUUACGGCUUUGCUGGUCCGGCACGAAGGUCGUAA